Molecule: messenger RNA, 486 nt
Organism: Paramuricea clavata
Lineage: Eukaryota; Metazoa; Cnidaria; Anthozoa; Malacalcyonacea; Plexauridae
Source: the annotation of a GenBank genome assembly
AUGGAAAGUACUUCCAGUGCUGGUAGUGAUGAUUCUCAUCGAGUAUGUGUCAUUCAUUUCGAGGGUAAAGACGGAGAGCUUAGAGAAUUGACAAGUGAAACCGUGAAUAGAAUUUUGGAAAGAAGAAAGGAGUGGUUAAGUCUGCCAUCCUCGUAUAAAGCCUUUACUGAAGUCGCCAAAAAGUCGUUCGAGUUUAUUCAUGAAACUGACGAUUUAAACCCGGAAAAUAUUGCGAAAACAUAUUGCUUUCAUCCUGCCUGUUAUCGAAGUUUUACAGACAAAAGUAAACUUGAUAGAGCCAAAACUACGUUGACUAAUGCUGCCGAUCGCAAGCGAGUGGCCGACGACAAUACUCAGACCAACUGUCCAAGACCAGAAAAAGUGACCCGAACUACUCGACAAUCUUUUCCUGCUCGAUCAUCAAAUGUUUUGCCCGAGAUUUGUCUAAUAUGUAAACGGCAUGGGCCGAUCUACAUCACAGACAAG